AUGUCGGACUGUCAGCCACGUCGUGGUGGAGUCAUUCCAUUCGACUUGGCUCCUCCCACAACCAACAACAACAGCCAAGGACCUCCUCACAGAAAUUACCUCCUGGCAAGCCCAGUCAUAGCCCCCGCUCCCACUCGCCCAGACGGACAGAGCCACUUCGAUAACAACCCAAUGGUUCGGUCCGCAGUUCGCGCCUCGACUGCUGUUUCCGAAGCAGUCGCCAACGCCAACAAAGCCCACACUCAGGCUAGACAGUUGCAGCGUGAGAAUGCCAAUGCUCUGCAGCAACUCGCCGACGCCGAACGUGUCACAGCGAUGUUGAUUGGAAAAACCCGCACCCAGGGUCGGGCGGAACGCGCAUCAGAUGUGAUAGAGGUCGAAAUGAGCGAUGCGAUGCCAAUUUCUCCGGCUCCAGCUCAGCAGCCACCGUUAAUCACCAACCGUCGAUUUGGAGAGCUCGCCAACGAGAAAAUCACCUUUGAGAACGGACGGCGUCAGACUCUCGUCUACGCCCAGGCCGAUCAUGUGAACCACGCACGCGUCAACAGAGAACGACAACUUCGUGCUCAAAUCGAGGAGCUUGAGACCCGCCUCUUUGAGAUCAACAAGGCACUGGACACGUGCCAAAUCGAAAAGGACGAAGCUUUGUGCCUACUCCAAAGAGAACGUGAAGAUUGGCGGUGCAUUCGCGAAGCGGUUGACGCCACCGAUGGUCCCAAGCGAGAGCUGCAAAAUCGCAUUUUGACCAACCUCACAGUGCACACCAAACUGUGCCAGCAAGCUGAACAGAUAUGCAGCAUCAGCCGUAGUCAGCCACAAGUUCGACAAAUGCCUGCAGAGCAGCGUUUCGUGCCUCGGCAUGUGUUCGAUGUACCCGGUCAGUCAAAUCUCGCCAGACAGGCCGUUCCGGCCCAGGGACACUCGGCGCAGCCCCUCUCGCACCCCCAAUCUUCCCCGAUUCAACAAAGGUCAAUUUGCGAGCAGGAAAUGAUAGAUGCCGCUCCCCCUAAACACGGCAACCCUGAUGUUCAGACACCCCAAUUGGGACAGCCAGGAACUGAAGAAGUUCGUCGCCGACAGCUUCAGAAGUUCCACCUGAUUGUGGGUGAUGAUGUCGCGAUGGAUGGCUAUGACUGGGUCGAGAUGGCACAUCGUGACCGAUGCUUCCGCGAUUGUUUCGAGGACAUCUCUGUCCAGACUGAUGCUUCCGACAAUGGCAAUAUUAUGGCCGAGCAUCCCAACAUCAGCAUGUGUAAUGGCAAGACCAUCAAGAGCGACAUCAACAUGCGCACCGUGAGCAUCUCCGGAGAGUCUGUCGUGCAGGCCGAUGUUGAGGUGCACAAAACACCAACCCGGGAAAUACAACUCGUCGCCAAAAUCCCCCUGGAAAUGGAAAUGGAGUGGACAGUCGUCAAUUUGAUUCCCAGAAAGCGCCCCUACGUAAUCUUUAUGGACUGCAUGUUGCGGGGUUCUUCUGAUGGACCCGACCUGAAGAAGGAGUCAGAGAACGAGCAGCGCAUGAAGCGAUUGAAGCUUGAGAUGGUGAAUGAGGGCACCGAAUCUGCUGAUCUUGCGAAGAAUGCAAAGCCCUUGACUGAGACCACAGUGGAAGCGCCAGUUGUGAGUGCGCCAGAUCCAACUGAGCAUGCUCCAACAGACAAAGUGCCUACUGAGGCAGCAAUGAGUGUGCCCGCUGUUUCUGAGCCGGCUCUUGCUGUCGAGGAAACCACCGAGUCUGAAGUGAGUGGGGAAGUGAGCUCGGAGCCAGUUGGAAUUGAAGUCGCCUUGCGCAUUCCAACCACCGUUGAAUUCCCUGAUGCGGAUCUUACUUGGUCCCAGCACAUUGCCAAAGUCUCGGGUGUGCGAGCCCUUUAUAGGCCAACCCAGAUUGAGGCAGCUCUGACUGCACCCGCGCCCGCCGAGAAAGAUGAGGAUCAAGCCAGCGACAGGUUCUGCACCGCAGUAGUCUACAGUGGAGCUGACUCAUCGGAAUUGGAAUGGGCAGAUGCCGUUGAGACUGAGGAAGUUAGGAGGAUGCCAGGUGGGUAUCCGACUACUUCGAAGGAAUUGGUUCUCCCAUGGCAGAUGGUGUCACCUUCAUCCGAUGUGAGUGAGCCAGCCGUUUCUCAGCCGACUCCAGAGGUCGAGGUGGAGGUUGAGGAGGGCUCAUCUUCGAACGAGGUGGAGGCCGUUGACUACGAAGUCAUCGCUGCAGGGGACGAGCCGGAAUGCUUGGAUCCAUGGGCAUCCCAUGCCCAGCAGCACCGACAAGUCGGCGGACUCUCUCACCUUGAGAGGAUCCUGGCGCAUGUGCCAGGCGAAAAAGCGGACUCCUAUGUCCCAACUUACGAGCGGGUGAGCUUUGAAGACUCCCGUCUUGCGUCCAACUUCUCUGGGCCAAACUCCCGUGCGGGGGAGCUCCCAGGGAUAAAAGCUGAGUUUCUAGCCCACGCGGCUCUGCAGAUUGCAGAAGAACAGCGGGCGUCACUGAGGGGAUCAAUGGGUUCGACCUCUGAUUCAUCAAUGUCGAAGGGUCAUCCCACCCCCAGACCCGCCGUGAAUGCAUCCAUGGAGUACGGCGUGGGAGGCAUGGGAUCGGCUUCCUGGAGGUCCAUGAACCCAGGAACUUCAUUCUUCGUCUUUGCCAUCUUGGCAUUGGUGGUUGCUUUCUAUGUUCUCGUCUUGUGCGGAAGCAACAACAACACUUGUGGCGAGAUCAUGGCAGCUCCAGAGCGUCUUCUGGAGGAGCUUCGCAACGACCAUGGAUUCAACAUCUUGAUUUUGAACCGAGUAAUCUAUGUGUUGCUGCGUUUGUUCGCCAGGGAUCGGGUCGUUCCUGGUUGA
Messenger RNA from Penicillium soppii, 2844 nucleotides. RefSeq lists its product as uncharacterized. The record is from RefSeq and is a predicted model, not a curated record. The coding region runs from base 1 to 2844 and encodes 947 amino acids. Lineage: Eukaryota; Fungi; Ascomycota; Eurotiomycetes; Eurotiales; Aspergillaceae. The transcript has a single exon.